Molecule: messenger RNA, 11014 nt
Organism: Callithrix jacchus (white-tufted-ear marmoset)
Lineage: Eukaryota; Metazoa; Chordata; Mammalia; Primates; Cebidae
Gene: CELSR2
Product: cadherin EGF LAG seven-pass G-type receptor 2
Biological process (GO): G protein-coupled receptor signaling pathway; homophilic cell-cell adhesion; cell surface receptor signaling pathway
Cellular component (GO): plasma membrane
Molecular function (GO): G protein-coupled receptor activity; calcium ion binding
Source: RefSeq, a predicted model, not a curated record
GGAGCGCGGGGCUGGGCCCGGGGCCGCGGCGACCGGCAGCAGCCGCGGCGGCGACGAGGGGCGCGAGCGGGCGGCGCGGGACUGUCGGGGACUGCCGGGGCCGGGUCGGGGUCGGGGCGCGCGGCUACGCGGGCGCAGGUGGGCGAUCCCACCGGGGCGGAGGGGGCACCCCGGCUCCGGAACCCGGCAAGGCCAGGGGCGCCGCGGGGCCCGCGGGCGCAGGUGGUGAGUGCCCGGAGCGCAGGUGGAGGCGCGGCGGCUGCUCGUGGUGCUCAGGGUGACCCGGGAGAGGGUCCGGCUCCGGGGGCGGGGGGAGCCCGGGGGCGUCGGAGGGGGCAGCGCGGGCCCCUCCGAGCCAUCCAGGCGCAGGCCCCGCGGGGCGCACGGGGGACCCCGGGGACUGGCGCCCAGGCCCGGGCAUGAGGCCCGGCGGGGCCGGCAGGAGCCGGAGGAGGAGCCGCUGCCGCUGUUGACCCGGCCGGCCGGGAGCGGGGAGAGAUGCGGAGCCCGGCCACCGGCGCCCCCCUCCCAACGCCGCCGCCGCCGCCGCUGCUGUUGCUGCUGCUGCUGCUACUGCCGCCACUAUUGGGAGACCAAGUGGGGCCCUGUCGUUCCUUGGGGUCCAGGGGACGCGGCUCCUUGGGGGCCUGCGCCUCCACGGGCUGGCUCUGUCCAGGCUCAGCAUCGAACCUCUGGCUCUACACCAGCCGCUGCAGGGAUUCAGGCACUGAGCUGACUGGCCACCUGGUACCCCACCACGAUGGCCUGAGGGUUUGGUGUCCAGAAUCCGGGGCCCAUAUUCCCCUGCCACCAGCCCCUGAAGGCUGCCCCUGGAGCUGUCGCCUCCUGGGCAUUGGAGGCCACCUUUCCCCACAAGGCAAGCUCACGCUACCCCAGGAGCACCCGUGCUUAAAGGCUCCACGGCUCAGAUGCCAGUCCUGCAAGCUGGCACAGGCCCCCGGGCUUAUGGCAGGGGAAGGGUCCCCAGAAGAGUCCAUGGGUGGGCGUCGGAAAAGGAAUGUAAAUACAGCUCCCCAGUUCCAGCCCCCCAGCUACCAGGCCACAGUGCCAGAGAACCAGCCAGCAGGCACUCCUGUUGCAUCCCUGCGGGCCAUCGACCCAGAUGAGGGUGAGGCAGGUCGACUUGAGUACACCAUGGAUGCCCUCUUUGAUAGCCGCUCCAACCAGUUCUUCUCCCUGGACCCAAUCACUGGUGCAGUAACCACAGCCGAGGAGCUGGAUCGUGAGACCAAGAGCACCCACGUCUUCAGGGUCACGGCACAGGACCAUGGCAUGCCCCGACGAAGUGCCCUAGCCACACUCACCAUCUUGGUUACUGACACCAAUGAUCAUGACCCUGUGUUCGAACAGCAGGAGUAUAAGGAGAGCCUCAGGGAGAAUCUGGAGGUUGGCUACGAGGUGCUCACUGUCAGGGCCACAGAUGGGGAUGCCCCUCCCAAUGCCAAUAUUCUGUACCGCCUGUUGGAGGGGCCUGGGGGAAGCCCCUCUGAAGUCUUUGAGAUCGACCCUCGCUCUGGGGUGAUCCGAACCCGUGGCCCUGUGGAUCGGGAAGAGGUGGAAUCUUACCAGUUGACAGUGGAGGCAAGUGACCAGGGUCGGGACCCAGGUCCUCGGAGUACCACAGCUGCUGUUUUCCUUUCUGUGGAGGAUGACAAUGACAAUGCCCCCCAGUUUAGUGAGAAGCGCUAUGUGGUCCAGGUGAGGGAGGAUGUGACUCCCGGGGCCCCAGUACUCCGAGUCACAGCCUCAGAUCGAGACAAGGGCAGCAACGCCCUGGUGCACUAUAGCAUCAUGAGUGGCAACGCUCGGGGACAGUUUUAUCUGGAUGCCCAGACUGGAGCUCUGGAUGUGGUGAGCCCUCUUGACUAUGAGACGACCAAGGAGUACACCCUACGGGUGCGAGCACAGGAUGGUGGCCGUCCCCCACUCUCUAAUGUCUCUGGCUUGGUGACAGUGCAGGUCCUGGAUAUCAACGACAAUGCCCCCAUCUUUGUUAGCACCCCUUUCCAGGCUACUGUCCUGGAGAGCGUCCCCUUAGGCUACCUGGUUCUCCACGUCCAGGCUGUCGAUGCUGAUGCUGGUGACAAUGCCCGCCUGGAAUACCGCCUUGCUGGGGUGGGACACGACUUCCCUUUCACCAUCAACAACGGCACAGGCUGGAUCUCUGUGGCUGCUGAGCUGGACCGGGAGGAAGUUGAUUUCUACAGCUUUGGGGUAGAAGCCCGAGACCAUGGCACUCCAGCGCUCACUGCCUCGGCCAGUGUCAGUGUGACUGUCCUGGAUGUCAAUGACAAUAAUCCAACCUUUACCCAACCAGAGUACACGGUGCGGCUCAAUGAGGAUGCAGCUGUGGGCACCAGCGUGGUGACGGUGUCAGCUGUGGACCGUGAUGCCCAUAGUGUCAUUACCUACCAGAUCACCAGUGGCAAUACCCGAAACCGCUUUUCCAUCACCAGCCAAAGUGGUGGUGGGCUGGUAUCCCUUGCCCUUCCACUGGACUACAAACUUGAGAGGCAGUAUGUGUUGGCUGUUACUGCCUCCGAUGGCACGAGGCAGGACACAGCACAGAUUGUGGUGAAUGUCACCGAUGCCAACACCCAUCGUCCCGUCUUUCAGAGCUCCCACUAUACAGUGAAUGUUAAUGAGGACCGGCCGGCAGGCACCACAGUGGUGCUGAUUAGCGCCACAGACGAGGACACAGGUGAGAAUGCCCGCAUCACCUACUUCAUGGAGGACAGCAUCCCCCAAUUUCGCAUUGACGCAGACACGGGGGCUGUCACAACCCAGGCUGAGCUGGACUACGAAGACCAAGUGUCUUACACCCUGGCCAUUACCGCUCGGGACAACGGCAUUCCCCAGAAGUCUGAUACCACCUACCUGGAGAUCCUGGUGAACGACGUGAAUGACAAUGCUCCUCAGUUCCUGCGUGACUCCUACCAGGGCAGUGUCUAUGAGGAUGUGCCACCCUUCACCAGCGUCCUGCAGAUUUCAGCCACUGAUCGUGAUUCUGGCCUUAAUGGCAGGGUUUUUUACACCUUCCAAGGAGGUGAUGAUGGAGAUGGUGACUUUAUUGUCGAGUCCACAUCAGGCAUCGUACGAACACUACGGAGGCUGGAUCGGGAGAAUGUGGCCCAGUAUGUCUUGCGGGCAUAUGCAGUGGACAAGGGGAUGCCCCCAGCCCGCACACCCAUGGAAGUGACAGUCACUGUGUUGGAUGUGAAUGACAAUCCCCCUGUCUUUGAGCAGGACGAGUUUGAUGUGUUUGUCGAAGAGAACAGCCCCAUUGGGCUAGCCGUGGCCCGGGUCACGGCCACUGACCCCGAUGAAGGCACCAAUGCCCAGAUCAUGUACCAGAUUGUGGAGGGCAACAUCCCUGAGGUCUUCCAGCUGGACAUCUUCUCUGGAGAGCUGACAGCCCUGGUAGACUUAGACUACGAGGACCGGCCUGAGUACGUCCUAGUCAUCCAGGCCACGUCGGCUCCUCUGGUGAGCCGGGCUACAGUCCACGUCCGCCUCCUUGACCGCAAUGACAACCCGCCAGUGCUGGGCAACUUUGAGAUCCUUUUCAACAACUAUGUCACCAACCGCUCAAGCAGCUUCCCUGGGGGUGCCAUUGGCCGAGUACCUGCCCAUGAUCCCGACAUCUCAGAUAGCCUGACUUACAGCUUUGAGCGGGGAAACGAGCUCAGCCUGGUCCUGCUCAAUGCCUCCACGGGUGAGCUGAGGCUGAGCCGCGCACUGGACAACAACCGGCCUCUGGAGGCCAUCAUGAGCGUGCUGGUAUCAGAUGGCGUGCACAGCGUGACGGCCCAGUGCGCCCUGCGUGUGACCAUCAUCACGGAUGAGAUGCUCACCCACAGCAUCACGCUGCGCCUGGAGGACAUGUCACCCGAGCGCUUCCUGUCACCACUGCUGGGUCUCUUCAUCCAGGCGGUGGCCGCCACGCUGGCCACACCACCAGACCACGUGGUGGUCUUCAACGUGCAGCGGGACACCGACGCCCCCGGCGGACACAUCCUCAACGUGAGCCUGUCGGUGGGCCAGCCGCCAGGGCCCGGGGGCGGGCCGCCCUUCCUACCCUCCGAGGACCUGCAGGAGCGCCUGUACCUCAACCGCAGCCUGCUGACGGCCAUCUCGGCGCAGCGCGUGCUGCCCUUCGACGACAACAUCUGCCUGCGCGAGCCCUGCGAGAACUACAUGCGCUGCGUGUCGGUGCUGCGCUUCGACUCCUCGGCGCCCUUCAUCGCCUCCUCCUCCGUGCUCUUCCGGCCCAUCCACCCUGUCGGGGGGCUGCGGUGCCGCUGCCCACCCGGCUUCACGGGUGACUACUGCGAGACCGAGGUGGACCUCUGCUACUCGAGGCCCUGUGGCCCCCACGGGCGCUGCCGCAGCCGCGAGGGCGGCUACACCUGCCUCUGUCGUGAUGGCUACACGGGUGAGCACUGUGAGGUGAGUGCUCGCUCAGGCCGUUGCACCCCGGGUGUCUGCAAGAAUGGGGGCACCUGUGUCAAUCUGCUGGUGGGCGGUUUCAAGUGCGAUUGCCCAUCUGGAGACUUCGAGAAGCCCUACUGCCAGGUGACCACGCGCAGCUUCCCCGCCCGCUCCUUCAUCACAUUUCGUGGUCUGCGCCAGCGUUUUCACUUCACCCUGGCCCUCUCGUUUGCCACAAAAGAGCGUGACGGGUUGCUGUUGUACAAUGGGCGUUUCAAUGAGAAGCAUGACUUUGUGGCCCUCGAGGUGAUCCAGGAGCAAGUCCAGCUCACCUUCUCUGCAGGGGAGUCAACCACCACCGUGUCCCCAUUCAUACCUGGAGGAGUCAGUGAUGGCCAGUGGCACACGGUGCAGCUGAAAUACUACAAUAAGCCACUGUUGGGUCAGACAGGGCUCCCACAGGGCCCAUCUGAGCAGAAGGUGGCGGUGGUGACCGUGGAUGGCUGUGACACAGGGGUGGCCCUGCGCUUUGGAUCUGUGCUGGGCAACUACUCCUGUGCUGCCCAGGGCACCCAGGGUGGCAGCAAGAAGUCUCUGGAUCUGACGGGUCCUCUGCUGCUAGGUGGGGUGCCUGACCUGCCCGAGAGCUUCCCAGUCCGAAUGCGGCACUUCGUGGGCUGCAUGCGGAACCUGCAGGUGGACAGCCGGCACAUAGAUAUGGCUGACUUCAUUGCCAACAAUGGCACUGUGCCUGGCUGCCCUGCCAAGAAGAACGUGUGUGACAGCAACACUUGCCACAAUGGGGGCACCUGUGUGAACCAGUGGGAUUCGUUCAGCUGCGAGUGCCCCCUGGGCUUUGGGGGCAAGAGCUGCGCUCAGGAAAUGGCCAAUCCACAGCACUUCCUGGGCAGCAGCCUGGUGGCCUGGCAUGGCCUCUCGCUGCCCAUCUCCCAGCCCUGGCACCUCAGCCUCAUGUUCCGCACACGCCAGGCCGAUGGUGUCCUGCUGCAGGCCGUCACCAGGGGGCGCAGCACCAUCACCCUACAGCUGUGGGAGGGCCAUGUGGUGCUGAGCGUGGAGGGCACAGGGCUCCAGGCCUCCUCUCUCCGACUGGAGCCAGGCCGGGCCAAUGAUGGUGACUGGCACCAUGCACAGCUGACACUGGGAGCCAGUGGGGGACCUGGCCAUGCCAUUCUGUCCUUCGACUAUGGGCAGCAGAGAGCAGAGGGCAACCUGGGCCCCCGGCUGCAUGGGCUGCAUCUGAGCAACAUAACAGUGGGUGGAGUACCUGGGCCAGCCAGCGGUGUGGCCCGUGGCUUUCGGGGCUGUUUGCAGGGUGUGCGGGUGAGCGACACACCGGAGGGGGUUAACAGCCUGGACCCCAGCCGUGGAGAGAGCGUCAACGUGGAGCAAGGCUGCAGCCUCCCUGACCCCUGCGACUCAAACCCGUGUCCUGCCAACAGCUAUUGCAGCAACGACUGGGACAGCUUCUCCUGCAGCUGUGAUCCAGGUUACUAUGGUGACAACUGUACUAAUGUGUGUGACCUGAACCCCUGUGAGCACCAGUCCGUGUGUACCCGCAAGCCCAGUGCCCCCCAUGGCUAUACCUGCGAGUGUCCCCCAAAUUACCUUGGGCCAUACUGUGAGACCAGGAUUGACCAGCCUUGUCCCCGUGGCUGGUGGGGACAUCCCACGUGUGGCCCAUGCAACUGUGACGUCAGCAAAGGCUUUGACCCAGAUUGCAACAAGACCAGCGGCGAGUGCCACUGCAAGGAUAACCACUACCGGCCCCCGGGCAGCCCUACCUGCCUCUUGUGUGACUGCUACCCCACAGGCUCUUUGUCCCGAGUCUGUGACCCUGAGGACGGCCAGUGUCCAUGCAAGCCAGGCGUCAUCGGGCGUCAGUGUGACCGCUGUGACAACCCUUUUGCUGAGGUCACCACCAAUGGCUGUGAAGUGAAUUACGACAGCUGCCCACGGGCAAUUGAGGCUGGGAUCUGGUGGCCCCGUACCCGCUUCGGGCUGCCUGCUGCUGCUCCCUGCCCCAAAGGCUCCUUUGGGACUGCUGUGCGCCACUGUGACGAGCACAGGGGGUGGCUUCCCCCAAACCUCUUCAACUGCACGUCCGUCACCUUCUCAGAGCUGAAGGGCUUUGCUGAGCGGCUGCAGCGGAAUGAGUCAGGCUUGGAUUCAGGGCGCUCCCAGUGGCUGGCCCUGCUCCUGCGCAAUGCCACACAGCACACUGCUGGCUACUUCGGCAGCGACGUCAAGGUGGCCUACCAGCUGGCCACACGGCUGCUGGCCCACGAGAGCACCCAGCGAGGCUUCGGGCUGUCCGCCACGCAGGAUGUGCACUUCACUGAGAAUCUGCUGCGGGUGGGCAGCGCCCUCCUGGACGCAGCCAACAAGCGGCACUGGGAGCUGAUCCAGCAGACGGAGGGGGGCACCGCCUGGCUGCUCCAGCACUAUGAGGCGUACGCCAGUGCCCUGGCCCAGAACAUGCGGCACACCUACCUAAGCCCCUUCACCAUCGUCACACCCAACAUUGUCAUCUCUGUAGUGCGCUUGGACAAGGGGAACUUUGCUGGAGCCAAGCUGCCCCGCUACGAGGCGCUGCGUGGGGAGCGACCCCCAGACCUUGAGACAACAGUCAUUCUGCCUGAGUCUGUCUUCAGAGAGACGCCCCCCGUGGUCAGGCCCGCAGGCCCCGGAGAGGCCCAGGAGUCAGAGGAGCUGGCACGGCGGCAGCGACGGCACCCGGAGCUGAGCCAGGGUGAGGCUGUGGCCAGCGUCAUCAUCUACCGCACUCUGGCUGGGCUACUGCCCCAUAACUAUGACCCCGACAAGCGCAGCCUGAGGGUCCCCAAACGCCCCAUCAUCAACACGCCCGUGGUGAGCAUCAGCGUCCAUGAUGAUGAGGAGCUUCUGCCCCGGGCCCUGGACAAGCCCGUCACGGUGCAGUUCCGCCUGCUGGAGACAGAGGAGAGGACCAAACCCAUCUGUGUCUUCUGGAACCAUUCGAUCCUGGUCAGUGGCACAGGUGGCUGGUCCGCCAGAGGCUGUGAAGUCGUCUUCCGAAAUGAGAGCCAUGUCAGCUGCCAGUGCAACCACAUGACGAGCUUUGCCGUGCUCAUGGACGUGUCCCGGCGGGAGAAUGGGGAGAUCCUGCCACUGAAGACACUGACAUAUGUGGCUCUAGGUAUCACCUUGGCCGCCCUUCUGCUCACCUUCUUCUUCCUCACUCUCCUGCGUGUCCUACGCUCUAACCAACACGGCAUCCGGCGGAACCUGACAGCUGCCCUGGGCCUGGCACAGCUGGUCUUCCUCUUGGGAAUCAACCAGGCUGACCUCCCUUUUGCCUGCACAGUCAUCGCCAUCCUGCUGCACUUCCUGUACCUCUGCACCUUUUCCUGGGCUCUGCUGGAGGCCUUGCACCUGUACCGGGCACUCACUGAGGUGCGCGACGUCAACGCCGGCCCCAUGCGCUUCUACUACAUGCUGGGCUGGGGUGUGCCCGCCUUCAUCACAGGGCUGGCCGUGGGCCUGGACCCCGAGGGCUAUGGGAACCCUGACUUCUGCUGGCUCUCCAUCUAUGACACGCUCAUCUGGAGCUUUGCUGGCCCAGUGGCCUUUGCCGUCUCGAUGAGUGUCUUCCUGUACAUCUUGGCAGCCCGGGCCUCCUGUGCUGCCCAGCGGCAGGGCUUUGAGAAGAAAGGUCCUGUCUCGGGCCUGCAGCCCUCUUUUGCCGUCCUCCUGCUGCUGAGUGCCGCGUGGCUGCUGGCACUGCUCUCUGUCAACAGCGACAGCCUCCUCUUCCACUACCUCUUUGCUGCCUGCAAUUGCAUCCAGGGCCCCUUCAUCUUCCUCUCCUACGUGGUGCUCAGCAAGGAGGUCCGGAAGGCACUGAAGCUUGCCUGCAGCCGCAAGCCCAGCCCUGACCCUGCUCUGACCACCAAGUCCACCCUGACCUCGAUGCUCUCAGGAGACAGUUUCUGGUCCCAUCUUUUACAGAGCCAUUAUAGAUCCUACAACUGCCCUAGCCCCUAUGCAGAUGGGCGGCUGUACCAGCCCUAUGGAGACUCGGCCGGCUCUCUGCACAGCGCCAGCCGCUCAGGCAAGAGUCAGCCCAGCUACAUCCCCUUCUUGCUGAGGGAGGAGUCCACACUGAACCCUGGCCAAGGGCCCCCUGGCCUGGGGGAUCCAGGCAGCCUGUUCCUGGAAGGUCAAGACCAGCAGCACGAUCCUGACACGGACUCCGAUAGUGACCUGUCCUUAGAAGAUGACCAGAGUGGCUCUUAUGCCUCUACCCACUCAUCAGACAGUGAGGAAGAAGAAGAGGAGGAGGAAGAGGAGGCCACCUUCCCUGGAGAGCAGGGCUGGGAUAGCCUGCUGGGACCGGGAGCCGAGAGAUUGCCUCUGCACAGUACUCCCAAGGAUGGGGGCCCAGGGGCUGGAAAGGCCCCCUGGCCAGGAGACUUUGGGACCACAGCAAAGGAGAGUAGCGGCAACGGAGCCCCUGAGGAGCGGCUGCGGGAGAAUGGAGAUGCCCUGUCUCGAGAGGGGUCCCUAGGCCCCCUUCCAGGCUCUUCUGCCCAGCCUCACAAAGCCCUGCCCCGGCCCGCAGGCAUCCUUAAGAAGAAGUGUCUGCCCACCAUCAGCGAGAAGAGCAGCCUCCUUCGGCUCCCCCUGGAGCAGUGCACAGGGUCUUCCCGGGGCUCCUCUGCCAGUGAGGGCAGCCGGGGUGGCCCCCCUCCCCGCCCACCACCCCGGCAGAGCCUCCAGGAGCAGCUGAACGGGGUCAUGCCCAUCGCCAUGAGCAUCAAGGCAGGCACGGUGGAUGAGGACUCGUCAGGCUCCGAAUUUCUCUUCUUUAACUUCCUGCAUUAACCCUGGGCCGUGGUUCCUCCGCCCGAGGCUCCCUUCCCUUCCCCAGCCGCACUCAUGCCCUGCUCCUGUCUUGUGCUUUAUCCUGCCCCGCUCCCCAUCGCCUGCCCGCAGCAGCGACGAAACGUCCAUCUGAGGAGCCUGGGCCUUGCCGGGAGGGGUACCCACCCCACCUAAGGCCAUCUAGUGCCAACUCCCCCCCCCCCACCAUUUCCCUCACUGCACUUUGGACCCCUGGGGCCAACAUCUCCAAGACAAAGUUUUUCAGAAAAGAGGAAAAAAAGAAUUUUAAAAAGGAUCUCCACUCUUCAUGACUUCAGGGAUUCAUUUUUUUUAUACGCUGGAAUUUGACUCCCCUUUCCCUUCCCAAAGAGGAUAGGACCUCCCAGGAUGCUUCCCAGCCUCUCCUCAGUUUCCCAUCUGCUGUGCCUCUGGGAGGAGAGGGACUCUUGGGGGGCCUGCCCCUCAUUCGCCAUCACCAAAAGGAAAGGACAAAGCCACACGCACGCAGGGUGUCACACCCUUCGGGCUGCACCUGGGCAGGCCUCAGAGUGGUGAGGGGCCAGGGCAAAGGGCAUGCCUUGCCCUGCCUGUGCCGCCUCUCCCAGGAACUGGAAAAGCCCUGUCCGGCGAGGGGGCAGAAGGACUCAGCGCCCCCGGACCCCCAAAUGCUGCAUGAACACAUUUUGAGGGGAGUCUGUGCCCCCAGGCGGGGGUCAGGCCACCCCAGCCCCUCUCCUUUUCCUGGACUCUGGCCGUGCGCGGCAGCCCAGGUGUUUGCUCAGUUGCUGACCCAAAAGUGCUUCAUUUCUCCUGCCCGCCCCGCACCUGGGGCAGGCCAGUCAUGUGUUAAGUUGCGCUUCUUUGCUGUGGUGUGGGUGGGGGCGGGAGGAAGAGUGAACACCUCGCUGGUUCCGCCGCCCUGAGGGUGCUAACACACAGGUUUCAAGUCUGGGUUCUGGUGUCCACUCACCCACCCCUGUCCCCCAAAAUCAGACAAACACUACUUUGUCUGACCUGCUGUGGCCUCUGAGACAUGUUCUAUUUUUAACCCCUUCUUGGAAUUGGCUCUCUUCUUCAAAGGACCAAGUCCUGUUCUCUUUCUCCCCAACUCCACCCCAGCUCCCUGUGAAGAGAGAGUUAAUAUAUUUGUUUUAUUUAUUUUCUUUUUGUGUUGGGAUGGGUUCGUGUCCAGUCCCGGGGGUCUGAUGUGGCCGUCACAGGCUGGGUGUUCCCAGCAGCCCUUCCCCUUGCCCCAGGCCGUCAUCUCCCCACCUCUCCUCCCCUCUCCUCAGUUUUGCUGACUGCUUUUCAUCUGAGUCACCAUUACUCCAAGCAUGUAUUGCAGACUUAUCACUGACUUUCCUUCUGGAGCAGGUCGCUAGAAAGAGGCUGUGGGCAGGAAAGAGAGCCUCCUGUUUCUCACUUGUGAGGCCGGGCUCUGGCUUUUCUGCCUUGGAUUCUCCCCCUGCCCUCUCCCUUCAGCAAUUCCUGCAAAGGGUUAAAAAUUUAACUGGUUUUUACUACUGAUGACUUGACUUAAAGAAAUACAAAGAUGCUGGAUGCUAACUUGAUACUAACCAUCCGACUGUACAGUUUGGUUGUUGCUGUAAAUAUGGUAGCGUUUUGUUGUUUUUUCAUGCCCCAUACUACUGAAUAAACUAGUUCUGUGCGGGUA